Messenger RNA from Penaeus chinensis, 6372 nucleotides. Its product is annotated as myosin-9-like. The coding region runs from base 45 to 4742 and encodes 1565 amino acids. The record is from RefSeq and is a predicted model, not a curated record. NCBI's taxonomy places the organism in Eukaryota, Metazoa, Arthropoda, Malacostraca, Decapoda, Penaeidae. The transcript has 21 exons.
AGUCCCAGGGCGGCCCGCUGCCUGCCUCCAGCCAUGAGCUGAAAAUGAAGUCAGAAUGCGACCUGCAGCAGGCGGAGAGCGAGCUUCAGAGCGCGGUGGCGCGCCUGGCCGCCAUCCGCUCGGCCGUGCAAGGGCGCGACCUGCGCCACCUCAGGCUGCAGGACCUCCAGGAGAGCGACGAGUACCUGAAGGUGGCCCUCGACGAAGAGCGGGUCAUCCUCAGCAAGGCGGAGUAUGAUAGCUUCGUGGAGGGCGAGCGGCGUCUUCAGCACGAGCUUGAGCACCUCAAGUGCGAGAAGGAGCAUUUGAGCGUCGAGUGUGAGUCGCUCAAGAACCAGAUCAAGUCGCACAAGACCGGAACCCGCGGCAGCGAUGCGGAGGAGGCGAUGAAGGGCGAGAUCCGGGUGCUGAAGCAGCGCCUGGCGUCCUCGGAGAGAGCUCGCCUAGCGGUGUUCGAGGAGAAGUGCGAGCUGGAGGAGGAGGAGAACGACUCGAGGCUGAUGGUGCAAAGGCUGGAGUCCCAGAUGGAGGCCGCGAGAGAGAUGGAGAACCUGCUGAGCGCGUCGUUGGCCCAGGAACAAGAAAUCUCCCGGGAGCUUCACCGCCGUGUCAGGGACCUCCAGAUCCUGGAGAAGGAUUACCGCGGCCGCCUUGACAAGCUGGAAGCCGUGACCCGCAGGACAGAAGAGAAAGCAUCGGCCCUGGCUCAAGCCCGAGACGCCCUCUCGCAGCAGCUGUCCUUCGCGGCGUGGGGCCUCGUGGCUGCCGAGUACUGGCGCCAGCUGGCGCCGGAGCCGUCCGCUGCCCUCGUCCCGUACGGCGGCAACCCGCUGAAAGUGUCCCCCGCACCCUACCCCACGAAGCCCUUCCUGGAAGGGCGCAUAUUCAAGAGGGAACGCGACCCUCGAGAAGCCGAUAAUGAUGUGUAUGUGUGUCCCCCCGUUGUGUGUGAUGUCUGUGUUCAGACUUGUCCUAACGUAAUAGCCGAUGUCGGCGUCCAGACCCAAAUGGCGAAGCACUCUGCUGAGGUUCAGCACGGUGGCGAUCCAGCGCAGCCGGCAGGAGGGUCCGAGGAGGAGCUAUACGAGUCCGCCAGGAAAAGGGCGAGACACCUUGAGACCAGGACCCAAGCCACCAUGACAGUGGACAACACAGGACCCACAGACCGAGAACAGUUCUACCUGGAGCAGAUUGAGUGUCUGCAGAGGGAAAAGAUGAACCUCCGCAAGGGUCACGACAACGAAAGGCGCGACUCCUUGCAGCAGCACAGCGACCUGGAGGAUGAGAUGGAAGCAGUGAGACAGCAGCUGGAGGAGGCCGAGCGCGACAAGUGCCACCUCCUGUUCCGUCUUGAAGAGGCUCAGGAUGAUCGCGACGAAGUCAAGAAGAAUUUACUAGUCAGAAUAGAGGAGCUGAAGGGCGACAUGUCCCGCUACAACGAACUGUACGAGCUGGAGAAGAAGGCCCUUCGCCGGGAGUACGAGGCUCGCCUGGCGGAGCAGGAGAAGGAGCGCGGCCGCCAGGACGAGCGGAUGCGCCAGCUCGAGCACCAGCUGUCCACCUUCAGGCAGGAGCUGGAGAUCGUCGGAGUUUCCAUGGCGGGCGACCUCGUGGAGUACGACACUGGCUGCGGAAGCGUCCUCGGUUCGGGCCGGAGGUCGUCCGCCAGGGCUGGGGACAGCGACGGAGAACUUGUGGAGAAGAUCAGGGAACUCGUCAAGUCAGAGACUGCCCUUAGGCAGAAGAUUUGCGAUCUUGAGAAAAAGGAGUGUGCUUAUCGCGAGACCAUCCGUGAAGCAGACAAGAUCAUGUCCAGCCAUGUUACCUCGUACAAGCAGAGGAUAGAAGAGCUGGAAGCGUCGAUGGAACAGCAGUCCUCCAAGAUCCAUCAGCUGGAGGCCUCGGAGGAUCGCCUCAGAGCCAACCUGAGGAACAACUCCAGAUCCAGUGACGGCGCUCGAAUCUCCGACCUCCUGGACCGUCUGAUCGACACGGAGAACUCAGAGCUGAAGCUCAAGGAACGCGUCUGGGGCCUCGAGCGAAGUGAAAAGGAGCUGCAGAUCAAGCUGAUGGAGGGCGAGAAGGUGAACCAGUCUUUGAGAGCAGAACUGCGGGACCAAGAGGAGUUAGUUCAUCGUCUCAUGACGCUAGAAACAGAAAAUAACGCUCUUUCCGCAGAGAUCAACCAGGCCAAAGACUCCGCCCGCAAGAUGAGCGAGGUGCAGCAGAACGAGAGCUACCUUCGAGGUCGAGUCGAGGAGCUGGAGAUGACCGAGAACAUGCUUCGCGAGACCCUCCAGCAGGCCGACCUCAUACUAGCUCAGAGAGAGAAAAAGCUCAGAGAUCAGGUUUCAUCCCUUCAAGAGGAGGUACAGUCAUACAAGGCCCAGCUUGAGUCUGCGGCGUCUAAGGAACAUGGUGCUAGAGAAUGCGAGGUAUCUUACAAGAAGCAACUGGAGGAGUUGAAAGCCCGACUUGCUGAGACGGAACGACAGCUGAGAGAAUCAUCAUCCGAGACGAACAGUCAAGAGACUCAGCACCGUUCUGAGGUUACAAAACUUCGUAAUCAACUUAAAUUAGGGAACUCACAGCUUAAUGAGCUUGAGAGGCUUAACUGUGAGCUGCGUGACCGGGUGCUGGCAGCAGAGGCGCAGAGCGAGCAAUUAGCGAAAGAGCUGGAAGAACAGUGCCGUCGCCACGAGCAGGAUCUUCUUACUCUUAACCUCCAGGUAUCCGCUGGGGAAAGUCAUAUUAAGGAGCUGCAGAGCCAGCUCGAACAGCUGAGCCAUGAACAUGCCGCUAGUGAGCUGGACGUCCUGGCUGCCUCACCUAUAGCUCCGCUUUAUGCUACCAUUACUUCUCUAAUAACUGCCCUCAAGAGCUGUGAGUCCUGUAGUGAGACCCAGAAGAGCAUGUUGGCCGAGGUGACCGCCCAGCUCGGCACCCUGGCAGAGCUGCUCGAGGGCAGGGCCAGUAACUCCGACACGGACGUAACCUUGGAUAGUGAUGAGGGAGAAACAUUCAUCACAGACACAGCAGAAAACUUGGCCGGCGAAGCCACUACGACCCCCCCUCCUACCCCCGCCGGGGAGGGGCUUCGGGAACACUCGAGCGGGGACGCCACCAACUGCGACUUGGGCGCGAGCUUCCAAAGAACCAAGCGCCGGAGGAGCAGAAGGCGGUUAGAGGAGCGCAGCAGCAGAAGGCUCGUGCGCCCUCAAGGCUCUUCCACAAUUUUGGAGGAGUUAGAGGAGAAGGUUCGGGAACUGGAGGAGGCGAUAGGACGGAAGGAGGAGGAGCUCCGUCUGGCUGACAACGAAGCCAGCGAGCUCAACCAACAGCUGCAGUCGCGGGAUGCUGCCCUCACACUCAAGGGUGAAGAGGUGGAGCAUCUGAACGGGACACUGGCCAGUCUCCGUCAGCAGCUCAUGCAAACCGUGGAGGACUACGAGCGUGCGAGGAUGUCCUUAGAAGCGAAGCACAAGGUUGACCUAGGAGAGUUAACGCAGCGUAUGGAGCAGCUGACAAAGGAGGCCGAGAGCCUGGCUGCCAGAGGAACACUCAAGGACAGCAUAAUCUCCACCCUCGCUUCUCAGAUCCGAGCCAUCCUCAGAUCAGGCAAUAUGAGUGUAGUCAUCAACCAGCUGCGUCGCCUAGGAGAGGGUGACCCCUGUGGAGAGUCACCAGCCGAGGGCACCCAGGGUCACCCGCCCACCGCCAGCCCGAUGCCCACAGUGCCGGACUUCGAUGUUGACGCUGUCUGCUCAUUCCUCAGUCAACCCAGUGAGAUGGCUUAUUUGUCUCAGUCCGCCAUCUCGAACGGGACGGAGCCAUCUAGUCACGUGACCCUGCAGUCUGAUGUCUCUUUAGCUCUCUCUGCGACAGAGCUCAGUGGUCGCGUGACUUGCCACGGCUCUUCUUCAUUGGCUCAACGUAGAAAGUCUCGCAUACCACGAUACAUGCCCUCUUCUGUGCCCAGUGCAAAACCUGCAUCUAAGCCAAUGCGUAUGGUUAAGCCCGAUGUUGUGCCUGAACAGUCAGUUAAACCAGAGGCAGAGCCGGUGCAAUUUGUAAAGCCUGCACCGAGCCCUGCCCCUGUGAGCAGACCUGUGUCAGUUCACACGAGAAUUGCAGAACCUACGCCAGAACCUAGGCGGGAGUUCAAGCAAACUCCAGCAAAACCUACACCUAUGUUGAAGCCCUUGGCGACCUCUACUCCAGCAAAACCCACGGGCAGAAAGGAUUCGACCAGACGAGAACGGCCGGGAAGGUUUCUCUCCGACGCGCGGAAGGUCAAGCGGAUGGUGACUGGCGUGGCCCCGUUGGACGCAGCGGUAGAUUGCUCUUCGGCUCCGGAGUGGCGAGAGCGGUCCCCCAUCUCAACGCCGUCAGACGUGGAAGCCACGUGCGUCCCGCGCCCGCAGAACCUGCACAUCACGCGGCGAGUCGGCGUUGACGGUGUUGUCAUCGCCUGGGCGCCCUUGGACCAUGAUUGUGUCGCUGGGUUCCAGGUCCUUGUGGGAGGACGGGUUGUACAGCAUGUCAGGUCCCCUCACCGCACAAAAGCUCUGGUGACAGGGCUGCCCCUAGCCGGCGCCUUCACCAUAGGUUUAGUUACGGUUGCUCACGACGGGCGCUGUUCUACGCCCGUCAUCGUCACCCAGGACCGGUCGAGGGUCUACCCAGGAAGAAGCGCCCCCUCGCGCCAGACGCUACUGAGAUGUGUCCCGACUUGCCUCUGACCUGAGCAGUCUGGGGCCGACGUUCUGAGGGGACCGGCCCGGGACCCGCCUGGAGCCAUCCAGUGACCCAGUCACCCAGCCGUCCAUGACCUUUCUUUGCUGGAGAGAAAGUCUGCUUAGGAUCUUGUUAGAAGCAGCAUUGAUUGGUGAUAUUCUAAAUUUGUUAAUAUUUGCUCGAAUAUUUAUUAGUAGUAUUUUAAUACUACACAUCUUGUUAUGAAGUAUUCCAUGAUAAUCAGUGCCUUAAAUUUUAACAGAAAUGCUGUAUUGGAGUAAUGACUUGGUAAUUGAAUUGUAAUGCUUUAUUGGUGUAUAAGCAAUGUGUAAAUUACUUAAUGAAACAAUCAACCUAUUGAAACAUAACACGCAUAGUGGUACUAUGCAGGUUGCUCUGGCGGAAUUAUCACAUGACACAGAAACAUCCGCAGUUAUGUGUCCGUUCUCUCUGGUCGGCCCUCACCAACUUCAGUCUCUUGUCAUAUCUGUGCAUUUACCCAAAAAGAAUACCAUUUUUGUCUUUUGUUUUUUGUUAUUCUGUCUUCCCACAUUUAUAAGCCCUGUAUAUCAAAGAUGUAAAAGUACAGCGUCUACGGGAACUAACUAUGGCAUGUGACCUCUGUUUAUAUAAUGGUGAAUAUACACAAUACCAUAACAUCGACUAACAACACAACGAGUUCUUUGAAUACCAAAUUAAGUCUAGACCUGUAUUAUGAGAUCGUGGUUAAGAGUUCGUAUCGAUUGCAUGUACCAUCAUAAUUAGUUGACAUGUUCUUAAACUAUAUGUUUGAUCUAAUGUAACUUUAAGAUACAAACUAUUUUUAGCAGUCCUCCGUUAGAAUGCGUAUUCUGGCAGUGUUUUUAGGAAGCUUUUAAAUCUUAUUGCUGUGGUUAAUGUAACAGUAGAAAUUCCUUUUAUACUUUGCAGGUGAAUAAACGUUUCUUUUUAUAAGAUCAAUACAUAAGCAGAUUUAUAUUUCAGCAUUGCCAUAAUUAAAGCUAAAGUGAAGGGCUGAUAUUGACAGCAUUUUAUGAUUUGUGUUAUAUGAUUUGGGUAGUUUUUGGUCCGGAUAAAAGCUGCACAGCUGCCUCAUUGUGACAAGAAGUAGUCGAAUCACUUGCCUGUUGUAGUAAUAACUUUUGAAGAUGAAUAUUUUUCCAGAUUUUUUUGAAGUGAAUGCAAUCUUUACUACAUAUACGUUUUGUGGUGCUGUGUGUUUUACUCGAGGCCAAAUGAUGAGCAUGAUUGUUUGAGAUGUUUUGCAAGGUCAGUUUGGGCUUGUGGUUGUUAUUCUCUUCAUUUUCCCUUUACCAAGGUUUUGCUUCCAUUAUCAUUUUAUAUCUUUAUCAUGUAAUUUAUUUACUACAAAUGAUACUGUAGGAAAAAUUCUGAGCCGGAUGGCACCUCAUUAAUUUGAUUUCUUAUGUACACAGUCUGCUAAAUUCUGUUGCAGGUAAACAUAGGAAAAAGGUAUUGUAUAUAAUUUGUAUAGUGCCAAAUAAAACUAAAGAACCGUAUUUAAAUUGAAUUUGAAAAAGAAGAGUUCUGAAAACUUGUUUUUAUCCAUCACUUUGUACAUAGGAUUUGUAAUUGGCAUAUUGUUAUUCUAACCAAAUACAAAAUACGAAUGAU